AUGGAAAAUGGUAAAACUUACAAAAUGACCGAUAGAGUAUUCAGCUGCAGCAAAUGGCUAUCAUUGCUUAUAGCCAAUGUCUGCAAUAAUGAAUUUAAAAUUGUAAAAAGGGAUACAACACUCAUGAUUGCGAAAAUGGCACCGAAAGAUCUUCAAAAGGGCAUGUAUAAACAACGUUUACUUACCGAAGAGCACUGGAGAAGAGUACGUCGGCAGGUCGCAAGCGAGUGCUGCGAGAGGCCGUGUACCGUCGGUAACAUCAUUAUGUAUUGCCCCGACGACGCCAAACUGCUAAGGGAAAAUCCUGACAUAUUUCUAUAG
Molecule: messenger RNA, 321 nt
Organism: Parnassius apollo (apollo)
Lineage: Eukaryota; Metazoa; Arthropoda; Insecta; Lepidoptera; Papilionidae
Source: the annotation of a GenBank genome assembly